This is a messenger RNA of Aspergillus pseudonomiae, 1149 nucleotides long. RefSeq lists its product as uncharacterized. Bases 254 to 922 code for a protein of 222 amino acids. The record is from RefSeq and is a predicted model, not a curated record. Lineage: Eukaryota; Fungi; Ascomycota; Eurotiomycetes; Eurotiales; Aspergillaceae. The transcript has a single exon.
UGAAUGCUGAGGAGCAGCGGAAGUUCCUUGAGCGUGAGCGGGAGCGGGGCCAGAAGCGCUCCAUGAAGAAGUAUACCAAGAGAGGGUAAUCUCCCACGGCGGGAGAUGGGAAGGGAGAUGGAACAAUUGGAGAAAAGUGAUCGAUUGGAUCUCUGUUGCUAUAGUUUCAUAACUUCGUGUACCAUGUAUUCGUACUUAAUUCUUAUGAGGUGCUGAGAGAUGAAGGCAAUUGGACGUUAAUAGCUUUACUGUGAUGAUACAACUUUGGACAGAUAUUAUUUCCCGAGUUCUCCGUCUCCAGGUCGACAGCACCCCGUGUAUUGAUGCCCAACCCUUCCCACGAGAGCACAGGGAUGAGUCUAGAGUGAAAGGGAUAUUGCUUGUAAGAUGCCACCCCAUACCUCGGCUAUCGGACUGUCCUCACAGCCUGGUUCUAGACGCAAGUGGGGAUUCCAUUGCUCGUCUAUCAGGUGGUGUAUUCCCUCCUUGCGACAUACCCCUGCGGACUCGAGGGUCUCAGAAUGAUACUUUCAGGUACCAUCGAGGCGCUGGCUGCCAUGGAGACAUGCCCCUUCCACGUUGGGUUCAAUGGCGUUCUGUUUUACUUCGGCAAUGCGCCGCCAUGCAACUGUCUGACGGCCAGCACACCAACUGCUUCGCACGCCUGUGCUUGGAUAUCGCGAGAUCCGAGAGUCGCCUCCGUUCUUUCUUUCUUUCUUUGUUUUCUAUAAAUACGUAUGCCCUCGUAGCCAAUGGGUUAUUCGUCGCGUCAAAGCGAGCAUCUAACGACAGGGAUAGUAGCGUUAUAUCAACAAGGUUCGGCUCACUCGUUCUGGCUGUAAGCCCACUCAGUCCCCCUUGCAUGGAGAGUAAAUAUACGCACCGGAGGAUUACCACCGCCUACAGCUGUCGGUCGAUCUGAAAGCUCAAUUUCCGAGCCCUGGCCAAUGAGCUGGUUGUUUGGUGUAUCGACAGGUAUCAUGUGAAGUCAAUGCUCACUCUAUAUCAGGCCGACUCGCUUUCUGGAGAGAUAAAUACUGGGAUAUACCAAAGAUUUGCUUCUGCGAGCUGGUUCUUUUUCAUAAAAAUGUGUAACCUUGUUUAGAGCGCCACCAGGAUAUUCACCAUUGUUAUUUUGGGCGGAUAUCA